This is a messenger RNA of Cryptotermes secundus, 7792 nucleotides long. RefSeq lists its product as uncharacterized. The coding region runs from base 1 to 5598 and encodes 1865 amino acids. Lineage: Eukaryota; Metazoa; Arthropoda; Insecta; Blattodea; Kalotermitidae. The transcript has 4 exons. The record is from RefSeq and is a predicted model, not a curated record.
AUGGACUAUGGUUGUGUAAACAUCUCGUUAAGUAUGAGAAGUGAUGGUGUAAAUACAGACACGACGGAUGCUGAAUUAAAACAUCGCGAUAUGCCUAUAGAAAAAUCAUGUCUGGGCGACAAAGACGUCGUACUAAAUGAAGACGAUGACAAAGAAAUCUCAGAGACCUCAUCGACUUUCGAUAUUAGAAACGUCGGGUUAAGUUCAACCAGAGGCUGUGCAGCCACGCGUAUUGUUCCGAUUGCAUUAGAACAGCUGAUAGGCGCCACUCAUAGCAACAACAAAAGUAACACCCGCUUCCCUUUCAUUGACGACAAUGAAGAUGACGCUGUUAAUGAAACCAGUGCCGUUACCACGACAACGCGAGACAACAUUCAUCUGGAUAUUGACAGGUGCGAGGCGAGUUUCAAGCAUGAUCCUGUGUCAUGUAAAGUUGAUGCCUCAGGAGGCCGUGGAAUGAGUUGCGAAACAAUUUCUGCGGACAGCGAAGAGAUGGGACACGCGCGGAGUUCUGAUAAGGAGACACAGACAAGUGUGCAUAUGUUGACAUUCACCGAAUCAGAGAAGGCCACAAGAAAACCCGUGGACAAGGAGACCCAGACGAAAGCGGCGGCAAAUGAAAGGGACGGUGAUGUAGAGCAGGCCAAAUCAACGAAACGAGGAGAGUGUAUGGAGGAACAUGGAGAUUCAAAUAAAGCAAUAGAAGAGGUGGCGGCAAAUGAAGGACGCGAUAAGACAGAGGUGACAAAGCCGACAAAACAAACAGCGUGUAUAGAGGACGGUUUAGAUAAAGUAAGAGAGAAGGACAGGAAGACCAAGGUAGGAAAUAGGGAGGAUGAAAUAGAGGUGGCUACGGUGAACAGCCACCCCUGCACCGCCCCCAGCAUGACGGCGUCGCCAAUAUCGACCAGGGACGAGCAACACACGAGCAGUGGCGACACCGGAAGUGAAGCGGCGCAUGACGGCACUAACUGCACCUCGAUAGGCAGUUCGGAGCAGGACGCCCCGGAGAGAGGACGUGCAGCAGCGAACAGCAGUCCCGUCCCUAGGGACCAGGCACCAGUCCACCGUGCGAGUGAUGCUGCAGUCCCUAGGGACGCAGUGAGUUCAGUGGGCAACAGGUGUGGUGAUGCCAUGCGGCAGAAGAAUAAAACCAACGACAACGACGCGACGCCGGCAGACGUCAAGUCCGUCAUCAUAGCCAACGGCGGAACCAACACGGAGACGGCGUCGGGGGCGGCAAAUGACUGCAAUGGGCACGUGAACAAUCAUCACCACCACCACUCGACGGCAAGGUCGAUCCUAAAAUCCGUGCUGAAGAGGACUGGCAGUGGGGGACAUCACAAGAAGAUUCCGGGAGGCAAGGCCGCCCCCUUGCCUGCACCUCCACCCCCACCUCAGCAGCAGCCGCCGCCCCCACAGAACCAGCCUGCCCCCAAGAAGAAGCACCGUGUUCAGUUCGACGAAUCAAAGAACAAGUUUUUCGACGCAGAUUAUGUGAUUCUGGUACGGGAGGAGGAAGAGGAGGAAGAGGAUGAGGAGGAUGAGGAAGGGGAAGUGGAGGAGGAUGUAGAGGACGGCGAGGAGGAGGAGGUCUGCACGUGUGGCGCCUCUGCCGAGAUGGGACGGAUGCGAGCCCCAAUUGUGGGGGCGGUAAGGACGCCGUCCCCAGCUGGCUGCAGGCGGCCCUUGCAGCCGCCAGGAGGAGCCGUACAGGUGCUACUCAGGACCCCAGGGAAUAUACCCAGGCGGGACGCCACGACGCUGGCUGGGGGUCCCGGAUUCGAUCUCAACAUCCCCGAGAACUGCACGUUCGAGCCACCCCUUGAGUUCAUCGAUCAGGUGACUCUGAGCCCGCCAGAGGGCUACAAGGACGUGGUGCGCCACCAUCAUCACUCUCCCGGAAACGUAGACGCUAAAGGGGAAGCGCGAAGCGACGAUGAUACUGUGACGCCGGAACAUGGGAAGACGCCCGCCGUGACUGAGAUCUCGGUCCACACAGAUUCGGAGCUUCAGCAGACAGCGCCUGCAGAGGCGGGGAGAUUUCCGGCUCAGCAGCAGCGCUAUAUCGUGGAGACCAUCACCAUGACGACGGUUACGGAGCGGCGCAUCGUGCGAGAGGCUGACCGGGAGCCAAGUAGGACACGAUCACCUCCCCCUGAUACGGACAGCAAGCUCAGCGGCAUCCUGAAGGGCGGAAAGUUCUGGAAGACCGGCGAGUCUCCACAGACCUCGUUCAGUGAGGCUGAUGACCAAUCCGAUGAGGUCGACAAGAGGUAUGUGCGUUUCUACGAGAAUCACGACGGCAACCGAACAAACGAUCAACCCGAGCAAUCGAGUCAGGAAGCAGAUACCAAAGAGGAAGAGCGCGAGGCCCGGCAGGCAGCAGAGGAGACGCCAACGAACGCCAGCCAGGAUCACAUGUCCGAAGAUGCGCGGGUGGAGGAUGCAUCAUCGCCAGAUUGCACAGAGCUCACUCUCACGUUCAAGCUCGGUCAGCACCACGUGCUAGUAGACAGCUUACAGCGACCUAACUCAGCAGUGAGACAACUGUUCCCAGUGUCAUCAAACGUCCUAGUACAACAUCGACCAACAUCUGAGGAACAGCCCGCCUCUCAAGACGUGACAGAUGGAGAGGAUGGUGACAAACGAAAUGAAGCAGGGCCACGUGGCGGUCAGCACCAGUUCCUCGUUACAGCAGACUCCCUGAGGAUGUUUGAGGAAGCUAAGAAAGCGAAGCUGGCUCAGUUUUACGGUACUUGCGGGGGACCUCACGACCAACAUGGCAGCAAACAGUCUCUCCUCGUAACGAGUGAUACGGACGAAGACGGUUCGAGGUCGCAGAUACGACGAACUAUUGAGAGAAACACUUUACGGCGGAGCCUGCUGAGAUAUGAACCUGGCAACAGAAACCGUUUGCGGGGCGGCGCGUCGAAGCCUAGAGCACAGCAGAACGAAGAGGAGUCUCUCGAGGAGCGAAUACGAAGGCUGACCUGCGAUCUAGAUGAGGAGGAAACUGAGCAGAACGAGGAAGCGAGUACGAUGGUGGAAGAGAUGGACGCAGAGGACAGGCAGGAGUGCGAAGAUUUCACGGAAAUGCCACCCAGGACGAGUCCUCAAGGGGAGGAGACACGUAAACAGAUAUCCACAGAUUCGAACGCGAAAGUGACACAAGAAAAUGUCUACCCAAGAAGCACUGCUGACAAGGCGACGUCCCCAUCUUCUGCUUCCGUGACAUCUUCAUCAUCCACAGGUUCCUCUACAUACAAGAAGCUGACGGAUCUCUUCGCGCGCAGGAACAACACCACCACGGAUAUGAGUAAUCCUGUAGACUGGAGUGGACACUCAGAUCACCAACAUCACCACCACCAUCAUCACCACCAUCAAGGGAUACCUCUCGACCUUGGAAAUGGUCUCCCAGCCCCGGCCACGAGUCCGGGCGACCAGCAUAAACAAGGUCAUUUUGUAGGUCCGAAGUGUGCGGUGUCUCGUACCAGCGUGACGUCGGAAGCAAGGAAACAGUUUCUGUCAACUCUAGCGCCAUUAGCAGCGUGCGUCACAUCUGGAGCCACACAUGAGGAGCAAGAAGACGGUGAAGGUGAGAACGGUGGCGGAGACUACUACCAUCAGCAGGUAGUCGUGACGUCACCACUGUCCGUUGCUGCGCCAGUGGAGAGGAUGUCCAUUGCAAGCAAUAGUACAAUGGCCGGAGAGGAGGAAUACAGCCUCGACGAUAUAGAUGAGGCCCUUGCUAAAGAGGAUCAGAAGGGUGGGGCUCCACAGCCAGACGUUGUGGCUGGAACUCCAGGUGGGGGCGUGGCAGAAAGUGCCGCCCCAUCAGUAUCGUCUCCUGCACCUGUGGAUGAGCUGGCACUAUUCGUUGAGCAGGACGCGGGUCGCAUCGAACGUAUUAAGAAGCGCUACAGCGACACCAACAGUAACGAUGACGACGAGCACGACGACUACGGCUUCAACCGACGUCCUUCGGUUCGAGGGAUCAAGCCCCGAUUUGGGUCUACUACAGAAAUCUUACAGCAGAUGCAGUCCCAGCUCCAGCCUCCUCCACUUCUGGCGUGUCCAGCUCGCAGUCAUGUAACAUGGCCUUAUCAGGAGAAUCCCGAGCAGUCGAAUUCGCCCACGGGAGAAAACUGUCCAGUACCUCGGCGUCGGGUACCCUUGGGACGUGGAACGGUGAUGCCGCCAGUCCAGGAGGAACUGGGGUCAAUCUACGGGAACUAUAGUCCCACUAGAAUACUGCAGGCUGUGUCGCCCACAGACAGGAAGGACCGGCGGUAUAUGCACCACGUUAUGUACCCAUACCAGCAGCAACUAAGUCCCUCCACGCCUCCUCAACAAAUCAUGAGAAUAGGUGGCGGGUGUGCAGACUACCACCAACUGGGAACGAGGACGCCCCCCAUUCAGCAUCUUCAAUAUCCCACAGCGUCGAACUCCCCACCCCCAUCAGGGAUCCCCAGGAACUACCCUGCCCCUAACGAUGCCAUGACGUCAGUGAUCCCAACCGAUGGGUCCACCCCUCCGCCAGUGCAGUACCAUCACUUCCCAGGGGGGUUCCAGAGCCUCGAUCGCAAUUCCUCCAACCUUGUGACUUACGGGCGUCGCAUGACACCCCCCUCCGGUGUCGUACAAAUGAGGAUAUCGCCAGUCACCUCUACCACGUCUCCGGUUGGGCUACACCACCAUCAGCCCCCACCGGCCCACGCUGGCGGCGGCGUUGUCAAGUUAUCCACGUUCAACGAUCCAAGUCUCACGGCAAUUAUAGAACCUCAUUAUAGCGUCAUGCCUCAGCCGCAAGCCUCGUCUUCCUCGCGAUCAAGUCCUAUAACGACAACCUCAGUGAUCAGAGUGGGACAUGGACAGCAGCAGACCAUCAGGGUGCCAUACCCGAGCGGCACCCCAGUGCAAGUGCAUUUGCUGACGCGCAGUGGCAAUGAGAGUCCCCAGAGGGGCUCACCGCUGCUUGCCACAAGGCCGCAAUAUGUGGUCGCGCGCGGAACGCAGACACCGGCCCUGCCAGGGGCCAUCGGUUCGUUGUACCAAGUGCCUCCCAAUGCGAGGUACUACACGAAUGGUGCCUACAUGCGGCAGUACCUCCCAGACUCGGUUGCUCAGCUUUCCACUUCUCCUCAACAGGGCCGCGGUCCCUUGCAGUAUAUUCCAGACCCCAACAGCGUUCCACAAGCGUUGUCUCCUGGUUCGAUGCCCGGUCCCAGGCCUUACAUGGUUGACGGCCCAAAGCCACCACAGUCAUCCUCUGGCGGACGGGUGUUCCCCGAAAUUAAUCAGCCCAACUUCAGUGCCGGAAAGGUAGCAACGUCUCCCGUACCAGCUCCCACAUCUUCCGUGCCAGUCCCCUUCAACGCGGGUUCCCCGACGAGGACAGCAGCUACUAGUGGAGAGAGGGGAGUUCCAGAAGGUGCUGCAAGCUGUUCCCCUAGCUUCCCACAGGAUGCAAUAUACCAGCAGGUACAGUCACCAGCCACGAGUGCUCCAAACAACAACAACAACAACAACAGUAGCAACAUCAUUCCUGAGAGCAGUGCUGCCACCACCUCGGUGUACUACGCUAUGAACGUCUGACAGGAGCAGAACAGCGAGUACAGCCACGCCUGCUUCUACUGGAGCGCCUGCAGCACUGCAGAGAAUUAACAUCCUGCUAACGAUAACUGAAGUCAAUGAACGACAAUUUGCCACAGCGGGGCGACGACUCACAAGGAUGGCCUAAAGAGGUUCUAUGUGGAGCCGUGGCUGGGCAGUGUUCAGAAGACUACAUUCUGGCUCAGGUUCAAUCCCAGUACAUCGAAACAAACUACACAUGGACAGGAAAUGGACAGAACAUGUAGGAGCAAUAGACGCCGAUAACACAGGAAGAGAGAUGUCCUAUCCUAUGCCUGUUUCAAUAUACACAUGAAGUAUUUUACCCGUUUACAAACCAAGUUUUUUUUUAUAUAAAAUAUAUCUCCACUCGUCUGUUUAAUCCCGAUUGAAUAUCCAAAGCAGUGUCAAUAUCCAGAAGAAUAAGAAAGUUUUCAAACCGUAUCUCACUGAUAAUAAAGCAACGCAACGGAGAAGUUCAUGGAGGUAGGCCUAGACCCACUGGGGCUGUAGUGCCAAGGAAAGAAAACAUGGACAAGGAAGCUUAAGCUGUGAAACUGCGCAUUUCUUGUGCUGGUGUGACAAUUCGUGACAUUCUCUGUGUAUCUUUUUUAAACAGAAUGGACUAAGAUGGUUACAAUAGUUCACGUUGCAUGGAGAAGUUGAAGCGGGAAGACUACUCAAUGUUUUAUAAACCAGUACGUUACAUUCCAUGUUGUAAUUAAGUUCAACUCGUCCACAAAUUGUUCCGUUGAAGAUAGUUUAUUUUAUAAGUAAUAACCCAGUGUAAAAAGUCGGAGAUCUUCCUCAAAUUAAUAUCUAUUCGGUUCACAUUGGUGUUGCAGACGUGGUGAAAAAAAAAAUCUUCAGAAAUCAAACUCAUUCAGACUACAGAUUUUCAAACGCUAUUCUAUUAUAAAACUUAUAUCACGGGACACUUUCAUUACACAAAAUGUCAAAGAAGUACCUGCUAUUUAUUAGCAAUGACCAUCACAACUGUAAUUACCGCAGCACGGGUACCAAUAUUUCCGUCACAAAUUUGAAAAAUUUGGAUUCUUCCUCUUUCUAACAUACGUGAAAACAAUCAAUGUACACGAAGAGAUUAUUGGAUCGAAGAUGAGCACACAUCCUUGCAUAUAGUUUUCGAUCUCAUUAUUAGUUUCCAACAAGAUGCCAAAGAUAGCGAAAGUACUGAUGUGGUCUUUCUCAUAUUUGGAAAGAUGACAAUUAUAAAGUAGUCUUAGCUACAUAUAAGAGUAGAUGAAUGGACUUUCAAACUGUUCUUGUCUGUAAGCAUUCAACUUCAUGUCUUUCAAAAGCCAUCCCCACCCCCCAAAACCCCCCUCCCUCAAAAUAUGAAAUUGUGUAUAUAAAUUACAAUGUCGUAUCAUAUAUUGCAGUAACAUAUAUAUAAAACAUAAAAAAUUAUUUACGUAAAUAUAUUUAAACAAAGAAUGAGAUUAAACAUUUUUUCUAUGGAAAGUUUCCAGUAAAGGACCAUUUCAAAGACAAUGGUCUCUCCGAACGCGAUAAUAAACGCAAGGGUAAAACCAAAACCGAGAAUUCUCGUGUGCAUUUAAUAACGUAAUAAUUUAACUAGUUCUAGGUUUUAAACAAAUUCAGUACAUACAGUGCCCGGCAAAAGUUGGUUAAGCACUGCCAGAUGUAUAUCUAUUUAGGAUUUCCACAUGAGAUGGAUUCAACAUUAUCCGGUCAGUGUCACCAGCUUUUGUACACACCUGUAUUGAUACUGAGAGAAUACCAAAUAAGCAGGUUAUUAUUAAUACAACAGAUAUUAUUAGUAUUAUAUAUUAUAAUAAUGAUAAAGAAAAUGUGCUUUCAAUUUUUCAUAUAUGAAUAUUGUGUCUGGGUGUGUACAUAUAAUCUGUGUUACUGUUGGUAAUGUUACCGAUAUUGUUAUGUCCUUAUAAAUGUUAAGAUUGAUACUUGUUCACAGAGGUUCUCACUAAGAAAAGCAACCCAUAGAAAACCAAAUUAUUCUAUAUCGAUUAACUAAACCGGUCGCAGCGGCUCCAAUAUUUACUAUAAUACUGAAGAAAAUUACGGACGGUUUUAAAAAAUACUUACAAAGCUAUUCUCAUCUCAGCACAUCCACUGAGCUGGUGGAAAAAUGUAGUCUGCAGAUGUCAAAUUAUUGUAAUAGAACCCAUUUCUAUUA